Molecule: messenger RNA, 7556 nt
Organism: Mytilus californianus (California mussel)
Lineage: Eukaryota; Metazoa; Mollusca; Bivalvia; Mytilida; Mytilidae
Product: nucleolar complex protein 3 homolog
Exons: 21
Coding region: 65-2365 (766 amino acids)
Biological process (GO): DNA replication initiation
Cellular component (GO): nucleolus
Molecular function (GO): chromatin binding
Source: RefSeq, a predicted model, not a curated record
CGGUUUUAAAAAUCAAAAACAAAACGUCCGUGUUAUAAACAAAUUCUACAUUGAAAAUAUCGAAAUGAAAAAACUUGGAAAAAAAUCUAGGUCAAAAACCUCAAAGACAAGUCAGUCAAAAUUAGCAAAUAAAAACCAUAAUCGAUUAGCAAAACAAGGAAAAUUGAAGAAAAGAAAAAAGAAGGAUAAAGAUCAGCAAAGCCAGAAUGAAGAAAAAUUACAUCAAAAUUCAGGAAAAUUACAUAGUCAAGUAGAACAUUAUAGUGGAGAAGAAGACCAGUUAAAUCCAGAAGAUGAAGAAUUUUAUGGAACUCCAGGGCAAACCAGUUUUGUCAGUGCUGCACAGAAAAGAUUUUCAAAUGGGGAGAAAAGUGUUUCUAAAAGAAAAAGAACAGAUUUUGAAUCUGGAGAGAUUUAUGAGCAAGAGCCAAGGAAAUUGUUUGCUGGAGAAAGUCAGCAGAAUAUGAAAGCCUUGCUACCAAUAAAGACAAAGAAAGGAAUUAUUCCUCAGAUGAUUGAAGAACCAAAUGAAGAAACCUGUAAUACAAGUGCAGACAUGUUAGAAAGAGAUACCAUUAUAAACCAGGAACCAAAACCCUUGCCACAAUUAUCAAAUAUUCAGCUUCUUAUACAAAGAAAACACAACCUGCAAGAAAGGAAAAAGAAGAUUGCCUUACUUGCGAGUGAUGUGAUAGAAAACCCUGAAGAAAAUAUGAAGAAAUUACGAGAGUUAAGACUGAUGUUAGAAGAAUGUGAAUCAGAUGCAUACAUAACAGUAAAAAAACUUGUGAUGCUAUCGCUGAUGGAGAUAUUUAAAGAUAUCAUUCCUGGCUAUAGAAUACGUCUUCUUACAGAAAAAGAAAAAGAACAGAAGAUGAAAAAGGAAACAAAAGCACUGCAAGAUUUUGAACAAGGAUUGCUAAUGAAUUACAAAGGUUAUCUUGAAGUUUUAGAAAAAUAUUGUACAGGAAAGAUUAAUGAGCAAAGUAACAGACAGAAGAGAAAUGGCAUAAAGCAUAUACAUAUACCAGAUGAGGCUUCUCAGGUCAUAACUGAAUUAGCUGUUAGAUGUAUGUGUGAAAUGUUGUCAAAUCAUCCACAUUUCAAUUAUCGUAAUAAUAUCAUAGCAGUUUUAGUGCCAUUGAUGAAUAAACACAACUCAGUGAUAUCAGACAUGGUAUGUCAGACAAGCUCUAAAGUUUUUCGAGAAGAUAAAUCUGGAGAAGUUUCCCUAGAGAUUGUCAGACUAAUAAAUAAAAUGGUGAAAGCAAGAGAUUUUAGAGUUCAGAGGAAGGUUCUGGACACAUUCUUAGCUCUGAAGAUUAAGGAGAUAGAUGCAUUAGAAGAUUUGGAGGAGAACAAGAAGAAAAAAAGAGAAUUCAUGUCAAGAAGAGAGAGGAAGAAAAGAAAAAAGAUGGCCAAUUUGGAACAUGAACUCUUAGAAACAAAAGCAACAGAAGAUAAGAAGAAAAAGGUGAAACUUCAUACAGAAAUCAUAGGAGCAGUGUUUCUGAUUUACUUUAAAGUUUUGAAAGGAUUCAGAAAGUCUACCUUGCUUCCAUCAGUCCUUGAAGGUUUAGCUAAGUUUUCACACUUAAUAAACAUAGAUUUCUUUGAUGACCUUUAUAAAGUGUUUAAUGAAUUAAUAGAAUCAGAGGAUCUGACCUACAGAGAAUCUUUACAUGUGAUACUGACAGCAUUUACCAUCCUCAGUGGACAAGGCAGUGCUCUCAACAUUGACCCUCUUAAGUUCUACACACAUAUGUACAACACACUCUUACAUGUUCAUGCAGGAUGUUCCAGUGAAGAUUUGCCAUUAGUAAUUGAUUGUAUUGAUUGUAUGAUGAACAGACGUAAAAGAUUGAUUUCACAACAAAGAAUUCUGUCCUACACAAAGAGAUUAGCAACUCUUUCAUUGCAACAGAUGCCAAAUGGAACCAUAGCUUUUCUUGGAUUAAUACGUAAUUUUAUGUUGACAUACAAAUACACCGACUUUUUAUUUGACAACGAAAGCCAAGGAAGUGGUAUAUACUUACCAGAAUUACCAGAACCAGAACAUUGUCAUGCCCAUAACACUAUGUUAUGGGAAAUCUCUUCUUUAAAGAAUCAUUAUCAUCCUGCCAUUAAGAAAUAUGCAGUACAUUUAGGUAAAAUGGCUCCUGUGUCUGGAGAAGGACAGUUACCGAUACAAUAUAAAAAACCUCCACGUGAUUUAUAUAAUGAUCAUUCUACAGAAAUAGAUGUAUUUAAUCCACCUGUUGCAGAAAAAUCAACUUAUAAACACAAAAGUAAAAAGAUGAAGAUGUUCAUGCAGGAAGAUAUUACUGAUAUGGUAGUGCAAGUACUUAGUUCAAUACCAGACUGAUCACUGUGGCAAAUAAUAAAAUGACAUCAAUAGUUUUUAUCCUUUUUAUUUCAAAACCUUUUUUGUUCUAUCAAAACUCUCUUGAGGUCUUCUUUUUUGGUGUAUUAACCAAUCUGUUAGCUAGUUGGUAGAAUAAAAUAUCAAACAUCAACAUUAUACAGAGCUAUGAUGUUACGCUUAUUUCAACAUUUUGUGGUAAAUUUAGACUACAACACCACUUGAAUGAUGUAUACCUUAAAAAUCUAAAUUGGUGACCCUAUUAUUAUUAUUAUUUUACAUUAUUAAAAUAGAAAUUUAUGUAUCAACAACGUAUUAUUUUUUAAGAAAAAUCUAUGGAUUUGAAAUUGAAGAUUUGAUGACUUCAGCUACUAAGAAAUAACAUAGUGUUAAACUAAAGGAAAAAUCCUGAAAAACAGCUGUCCAACUUUCUAAAAUUAUACAUCAGUGAUAGCCUUUUAAGAAUUAUGGUUGAUGGCCUAAUGCCAUUACCGGUAAAGGAUUAGGUUCACGGAGGGUUUAUAUAUUGGCCUUAGAUUUGAUUUUUUUAUUAAUCAGGCCAAAAUAUAACAAAUUUCACAUAGUAAUAGUUGUGAUAUUACUAUUAAUAUUAAAUACCUUUUUUUUUUAGCUCAACUGGCCCAAAGGGCCAAGUGAGAUUUUCUCAUCACUUGGCGUCCGUCAUCCAUAGUCUGUUAUCAGUCGUAGUCCAUUAACUUUUUCAAAAACCUUCUCCUCUGAAACUACAGGACCAAUUUCUACCACUGAUACUUAUAUUAUUCCCUUGAAGGAGUAAAACGCAUGUAAUAAAAAUUUAAUAAAAUAAACAAUGAAUAAUUGUCAAAGUCAUCUGGAAGAAUUACUACCUUACCUUGUGUAAAUAAUACCUUUAUGGUGCCCUGAAAUAAUAUUGAUAAGCAUGUGACUGCCACUGUAACUAAAAACUGAAAAUCUACCAAAAAAUUACUAAAAACUGAGCAACAACAGUAGUUUUCCAUCUAUAUUUGAAAACACUGGUCGCUGUACAGUCACAAUGUGUUCAACCAAUGGAAAAAGAGUAGAACUGAUCAUGCUAACAGUGGUAAAAACAGCAUAAAAGAUAAAAUAAAUAACAGUAAAAAAGAAAAUAAUAUAUACAACUGCAGAAAAGAUAGAAAUACACAACAUAAAAGAAUUCUAAGAAGACUGCAUCAGUAAUUGUCUAUUCUCCAAACAGUGUAAAUUGUUUCUUAAAGUUUUGUUUCUUUAUUGUAAUGGUUCCUAGAUGAAUGAUACAGUAAGUGCUAACUGUAAUGUAGGGAAAGCCCUAAUCAGAAGGAAUAUAAAAUAUAGAAAAGAAGCUUGGGUUCAAGUUCUGCUAAUGGAAAUCAAUAAUUUGCAGAUCUAACAUUGUUAAGUUGAAUUUAAGAUGAACUAUAUAACCUUAGCUUACCUCUUGAGAAAAUGUCUGUCGUAAACUUAUUAUCACUUAUUAGACCUAUAUUCUGUAGUCCAUACUCAGUUGACCAAUUCGGACCUAUUCAGAAAAAGUUAAUGUUGACUAACGAACCAUGAAGGUUAGGUGAAGUUCAGAUUUACCCUGCUUACUAUCAUUUCAUACACCAAAGAAUAAAGCUGACCUUAUGCUUAUAGUUUCAAAGAAAGAAACUUACAGUAAUCACAAAAACUUGAUGUUGAUCACUGUAAUAUGAAAUGAGGUCAAUGUCAGGUGAAUGAUUCUAAAUAGCAAAUAUGCUCGUAUUGUGGGUUUUCAUGCUAUUUAGAAUGCAUUGUGACAUAUCAAUUUCCAUUGAAAAAGCAUGCAUAGUUCGAAUUCAGAUGACGUACGAAAACAUAUGAUCUGACGAAUUAAAUGUUCUGUUACACAGAAACCUGGAAAAAUAAUGUAAUAAAAUAAAAAAAAGUUUUAAACAUUCACUGGACCAUGAAAAUGAUCUCAAGUGUAAGGUCUGAGACAAUUUGAGUUUUUUCUGUCGUCUUUCUUGCUUGUACAUAAAAGACUACAUCUUCCUUUGAAUUCUAAUCAUUUGACAAUGAAAUUUCUAUCACCAGUCAAUUGUUAUUUCCAAGAUACAUCAUUUGCACCAAAUUUAAUUUUUUUAAGGUAUUAUUUGUGUCAGAAUACUGAAUGCAACGUGAAAGGACUGAUUCGAAACUUGUUCUACAAUUAAUGCACAGAGAAAGAAUAAAACUGUAUUGAGGCCAGAGGAAAACAUUAAACGAAUUUGAUAAAAUGCAAAGUUAAAAUAUUGAAAGUAUGAUUGUAAUUGUUGAUUUUGAAGCUUAUUUGAAUCUUCUCUGCUGGGAUUCAUCUGAGACUACUAUAGUUGUCUCAGGAUUCAUAAGAUUUUUUUUUGCUGCUGGUACAUUCAAGUGCUGCUGUCACUUGCUUUCAUUUCGAUUAUUCGUAUUUUUCCCUCCAAAAAAACAGCAUUUAAUUGUAUAGUGAAAAAUUAAAAUAAAAUUUUAUUUAAGAAGUGGCGCAAAUGAUACAAGGUAUUUUUAAAACAAGUGGGGCAAAUGAGUUGUAGCGCAAAUGGAUGCAUUUUUGAUGCAAACGGAUUCCUCCCCUUUUGGUCAUAUACUAUUUAUACUGUAUUAUUAACUAAUAUUCCUGUUUUAAUGUCGAUGUACAAAUAAAUUAACUCAGGUGUGAAAAUUUAUUGACUGAAUAAUCAAGCAUAUUUCAGGUGUGAAAAACUUUUUUUCUGCAAAUAAACGUAAUAUUCUUUAGUAAUGUUUGUCUCGCCUUGUACAAAAGCCACAGCAUGGAAGACUUAGGGAUGGUAAUCCAGUUGCUGCAGCAGUGACAGCAUUAACUAUGUGUAUAAAGCUUUAUAUUUAAGAAGCUAGAAGAUCACCUUGUAUAGAGAUGCCCUAUGUGACAAAGUUUCUAUCAGUCAUAUGUUUAUUGUCCUUGACCUCAUUUUCAGAGUUCAAUGUCUGCUUAAAAAACUAUUUUAUACGCAAUAACUCUAAUAAUUCAAGCCCUUAUCGUCUCAGAUUCACUCCGCUUUUCGAUAGUGAGUGUUAUAUAACAACAACUGAUUAUUCAGGUUACUGAGUUAUUUGCCGUAUGAAGUUUCCCUUUAUUAUGAGUAAUAUGAUAACUUUAUUUGGUAUAUGUGAUCCUUGCAAGGUUUGUAUGUCUGUCAGACAAAGUUUACCUGAUCUUGACCUCAUUUCAUGGAUCUCAUAAAGACGAAGUUAAGUUUCAUAGUCAAAAGUUCAUGUCUCAGAAACUAUAAGCAGUAGGUCAAUUUGGUGUAUGGAAUGACUCCAAGUUGUACAUGUCUGUCAGGCAGGGUUCAUCUGACCUUGACAUCGUUUUCACAAUUCAAUGUUCAAUGUUAUUUUUUUCUGGUUCAGUCCAUUUCUCAGAUACUAUGUUUGAUGCAUGGAAUUACCACAUGGUAUGUGUAAAUAAAAUUGAGAAUGGAAAUAGGGAAUGUGUCAAAGAGACAACAACCCGACCAAAUAGCAUAAAACAGCCCAAAGCCACUAAAGGGUCUUCAACACAUCGAGAAAAUCCCGCACUCUGAGCCGCUCGGAGGCGGGCUUCAGCUGGCCCCAGCUGGCCCCUAAACAAAAAUGUACUAGUUCAGUGAAAAUGGACAUCACACUAAACUCCGAAACAUAAAAAUGAACUAAAAUUAAAAAACCAUACAAGACUAACAAAGGCCAGAGGCUCAUGACUUGGGACAGGUGCAAAAAUGCGGCGAGGUUAAACAUGUUUUGUGAGAUCUCAACCCUCCCCUUACACCUCUAGCCAAUGUAGAAUAAACAAACACACAGCAAUACGCACAGAAAAACUCGGCUUAAGAGAAGUCCGAUUCCGAUGUCAGAAUAGGUAACAGAAGAAACUAAGCAAUAUGACAAUGAUAUUAGGGACUACUAGCAGUUACUGACAUGCCAGCUCCAGACCUCAAUAAAACUGAUUGAAAGAUUAUGUCUUCAUUAUUUGAAAAUCAAGCACAAUCCCUCCCGUUAGGGCUUUAGUAUCAUACCAUCAUAAAAUAUAUGAGAAGAACAUAACCAAUAUCAUGCCAACAACUUGCACUCAGAUUUAGGGGGGUUCAGUGUGUCUUUUUGAAAUCUCAGUGUGUAAUUUUCAAAUCUCAGUGUGUAAUUUUAAAUUCUCAGUGUGUAAUUUCAUAAUCUCAGUGAGUGUUUUUCAGUUAUUUCACCUCAGUGUGUCUUUUUGAAAUUUCUUUGUGUAAUUUUCAAAUCUCAGUCUGUAAUUUUCAAUUCUCAGUGUGUGUUUUUCAUUUUUUGUAAUCUCAAUGCGUUUUUAUGAAAUCUCAGUGUGUAAUUUUUAAGUCUCAGUGUUGGUUUUAGGUUUUUUAAACUCAGUGUGUUUUUUUUUUUAAUUCUCAGUGUGUAAAUUUUUCGAAAAAUGGUUUAAACAUAGUUUUGACGAGAACAGCUUGCCAUAAAUUAUAAAAUAUAAAAUACCUACAGGUGAAAUGUUUAUAAAAAUCAAUCUCUGUGUCUAAACCAAGUUCAUAUUUAGACCAAUUUAAAUUGUUAAACAUCCUUGUGAAAGUGGUUUUUUUUUCUUAUUUCUCUAUUGUUGAAGAUUACAUUUUAUAUUAAUAACUUUUUAAGGUGGAGGUAUAAAUGAGAUCAAUAUUUCAAGAAUUCUACAACAGUCCAAAGCCAGGAAAUUUCACUGUUCAGCUAGAACAUCAAGACCGCCUUUGAUGCAAAUCCAAAAAGCAGGCAUACCAAUGGGCACUGCAUUAUUUCCACCAGAAUAUAGCACAAAAGUAACAGAAGUGGCAACAGUUGAACAUUUUAUUAGUUUGUCAGAUAAUUGUUUUAUGGAUAUGGAGUAAUCAUGUUCUCUAACCUGUCCUAUUUGCCAUAUGAGCUGUUGUCAUCAUUUUGUGUCUGUUUUUGUGAUCUGUUACAAACUUUUUAAAAAAUUCUUCUAUGAAACUGCUGGAGUAAUUUCAACAACACUUGGAAUGAAUGAUCAUAAGGAUAUCUAGUUUACAGUUAGUGAUUUAUUGUUCUUGCCAAUGAACCAACAUUACUGACAUUGCUAAUAAAAAAAACCAGAAGGGUCAAAUGCCAACAAAAUGUCAAAUAUCGUGCAAAAGAAAUUGUGACAGGAGCCAAGCACUUUAAUAUUAAACAAAAUUAUCAGACAACUCAGGUAUAAUUGUAAUAAAAUGUUGUUUUUUUUCAA